UUUUUAGUGGCUCGGCGGCGGCGCAAGGAGGGCCGCGGGCCGCGGCGGCAGCGCACCACCUUCAGCGCGCACCAGACGCUGCGCCUGGAGCUGCAGUUCGCGCGCUCCGAGUACGUGUCGCGGGCGCGCCGCACCGAGCUCGCGCACGCGCUCAGCCUCUCCGAGACGCAGAUCAAGAUCUGGUUCCAGAACCGGCGCGCCAAGGACAAGCGCAUCGAGAAGGCGCACCAGGACCAGCACUACCGGAUGGCGCUCGCGUCCGGCCUGGUCCCGGGCUUCCCCAUGUCGGCGUCCGCCUUCUGCACGCUGUGCCUCUACAAGGACGGCGCCGCGGGACUCCACCACCAGCACCACCACGGCCACCACCACCACCACCUCCACCACCACGACCACCAGCAGCUCGGCCACGAGCUGGUCCCCCCCGCCGUGGAGCCGCCCGCGAGCCCCGCCAGCCCGCCCAGCCCGGCCUCCAGGUCGACGGGGCACCCGCCGCCACCCUUGUCGCCGUGAGCCUCCGUGCAUCGCUGUUAGUGCGAAAUAUGGGAUCUCGAAACCCUUGAAACGAUAUCGUAAAGACGUGUUCAAGCUUAUUGCUUUGACAUUGACGGUAUUUUCUGUAUUUUCUCACUGGGCGUCGUCGCCGAUGUGCCUUCCUUGGCCGCCUUUGUGCUUCGCCAUCGCCACUUGUAAAGAUUUUUCUUAAUUGCUUCUCUCCUCUCUUUUCUUACGUUCCUCUAGUCAUGACGUUCCUUUUUUAUCGCUUAUUAUACAAUUACUCUAUCUCUUUUAAUUGUUAAUGUGCAUGUUAAUAAUAAAUAUAAUUAAUGCGAGUUACGUCGAUCAUACUUUUGUUUACGUACGUACGUUAAUAAAAUUUAACAGAAAUUGA
Molecule: messenger RNA, 889 nt
Organism: Frankliniella occidentalis (western flower thrips)
Lineage: Eukaryota; Metazoa; Arthropoda; Insecta; Thysanoptera; Thripidae
Product: homeobox protein rough-like
Exons: 2
Biological process (GO): regulation of DNA-templated transcription
Molecular function (GO): DNA-binding transcription factor activity, RNA polymerase II-specific; DNA binding
Source: RefSeq, a predicted model, not a curated record